AUACAUUUAGUUCCAGCAGUGCCCAGUUGUUUCUCUGCUGCAUCUUAAAGUCUUUCUUACAUUUUUCAAAAUUUUCGUCCCUUUCAACCUUGCCGGAGUCCCCCGCCUAUGUUCAGUGAACAAAAUUAAGGUCUGGAAUUGGCUUCAAUCCCCACAAUUCAUUCUAACAUCACAUCAUACAAAUCGUGAUACUCGUAUGAUAACGAAGAUGAACCGGUACUGAGGCUUGAAAGUCUGGAAACCUCUUCUUACCACAUGGUCAUUCCGGGAAAUUGAUUCUUUCCGGAUUUUAUAUUGAGUCUGGGAGGCAUCACCCCCUCCAUGAAUUUAUUUAAAGGUCCAUACCCCAAAAUACAGCAAACAUUUCAAGCCACAGCAAGAUAGAUCAUAAAUAUAUCAUCCCAUCAAAAGUCGAAGACUUUAGUCGGAUUCAAGUUACAUCAUCCAUAUUAUCAAACACCUUAUUCACCAUCAAUUUCUUUGUCGGGCUUUGUACCAACAGCAACCUCGGCAUUCCCUCACCAACACAGCGUCCAUAUAUUCUUUCAGAGCUCCAACUCAACUAUAACAUCUUUCAAGGAGUAAGCUUUGACUUACCCCAAAAUCAAACUGAUAUCAUCAAUCUCCCCAAUGGCAAGUGUGGUUUGCCAGAAGCCUGCCGUUGAUUACUUCACAUUGUCGCGGCAGCAAACUGAAGUAAGUAUAUUACUAUUUCCUUAAAACUCUACAUGAAACCAAUGGAAGCCACGUCUUGAGAAUUUUCACGUUGUCCGAGUUAUUCCGGAUAUGGAUAUGUGGGUAAACUCCACCUCUCCCAAUGGGCUUCCACUGGUCUAAGUCCUCUUCUACUUCCCUCAAACCACCCCACUGUACCAUUGACUGACAGCUAGCUCUUAUAGCAGAGUACAUCCCCAUUCAACUGGGAUAGUGAGCCCACACUCGUCCAUAACUCAGACUCCUGUGACUCUAUUCUCCCAUCACCAACUUCAUCCAACCCAAUAUUCUCCAGACCUUCUUACAUUCUCCCAAAAGACGAACCAUUCCAAAACUCCAACCGAAAAUCAUCUACGGGUCAAGCAUUUGACUUUGGUACCUUUGAAGAUUGGAUGCGCUGGGACGAUCCAAGUGACGCAACUCUAUCACCCACCUCGGAUCUCUUCCCAGAACUCAAGAGUGAGCCCCUCUCGCCUAAUAUGAGCGGUCUCGAACUCUCUCGAAAUCUAUCCACUAUCGACGAAGCAGCAGUAUUUGGUGACGAUAACAUGGGCGAAGCUGGAGAACAACUAUUUCAGCCCACACCCAAUAAUCUAAUGAGCUCACCCAUCAUCGAAAUCCCAUCUCGAGAAGGCUUAUAUUCCACGCCUCUUUCCUGGGCACGACCGCAAAUGAACUCAAAUAUCAAUUCUACCAUUCGCCGCGCGCAACCCAUUCCCCAGCCUCAACAGCAACCUAUCAUCUACCACCGCACUCUCACUCCCCAGGAGGAGAUCCAACUUCGCGCUAUAGCCAUGCCCCAACAACCUCAAAACUCCGCUGUAUACCCAACCUCUCCAACUUCAUCUAGAAGCUCACCAGCACAUUCUCCCAUCCCCAGACCCGCACGCCAGUCAAUGUCAAAUUCAAAUCAUCACACCAAUAACCUGAAACGCAAAUCAUCAGCUUGCUCAUCAGACUCGAAUACUGACGGUGAAGAUGAAAUGCCCGUCCGCCACCCACCAAUCAAGAAGACGGCUCAUAACAUGAUCGAGAAACGAUACCGAACGAAUUUGAAUGACAAGAUUGCUCUACUGAGAGAUAGCGUACCCAGUUUGAGAGUAAUGUCAAGAAAAUGUUCGAGGGGACAAGAAGAUGGUGAUGAGCAUAUUGGAGAUGACGAGGAGGAAGAUUUGCAAGGUUUAACACCAGCACACAAAUUAAAUAAGGUACAUUUCUCCGCUCUUUUAAUUGAGAUAAGCUUUGAGACUAAUGAAUUGCAACAGGCAACUGUAUUAUCUAAAGCAACAGAAUACAUCAACCACCUCGAAAAACGCAACAAAUACCUCCAAAGAGAAAACGAAAAUCUCAAAUCCCGCGUCGAAGCUUUCGAAAUGUUAAUGAUGUCCAACCAAACACAAAACGGCGCACCGCAACAAACAAAUGGCAUGCAAAGAGGAAGAUAUGGAUCGUGAAUGCUAGUGAGGGGCUCGCCGUGUACGAUAUAACUACUACUACGAGUUCUACAGGCGCAUUCGAGAGGAGGUAAUGGAAAUAACGUGACGGAUGCAAGAACUGUAAAAGAACAAACGGUGUUUGGAGCGGUAUCUGUCAUGGAAAAUUCAAUGUGAUGUGUAUGGUAUUUUACUAGGCGUUUUUUUGUGGGGGAAAACUGAUGGAUGGAAUGGAAAAGGAAUGGAUGGAUAUAAGCGGAAAAGCAAGCAAAAGGAUACCCGGAAUUUUCUACAAAAUUUUCAGAAAGUUCAGUAGUGUGUUCACUGGAAGUCUUGAGGAGGAAAAAAUCAAAGUCAAUAUUAAAAUAGAUUCUCAAGCAUAUGUUUUUUC
Sclerotinia trifoliorum is the source of this 2538-nucleotide messenger RNA. NCBI's taxonomy places the organism in Eukaryota, Fungi, Ascomycota, Leotiomycetes, Helotiales, Sclerotiniaceae. The record is from the annotation of a GenBank genome assembly.